Molecule: messenger RNA, 1986 nt
Organism: Recurvomyces mirabilis
Lineage: Eukaryota; Fungi; Ascomycota; Dothideomycetes; Mycosphaerellales; Teratosphaeriaceae
Product: succinate dehydrogenase flavoprotein subunit
Exons: 3
Coding region: 1-1986 (661 amino acids)
Biological process (GO): tricarboxylic acid cycle; mitochondrial electron transport, succinate to ubiquinone
Molecular function (GO): flavin adenine dinucleotide binding; electron transfer activity; succinate dehydrogenase (quinone) activity
Source: RefSeq, a predicted model, not a curated record
AUGGCGAAGGCAUUGAGUCACGCCUGGUGUGAUCUCGCCUCCAUAUCACGUCCGUCGUUCCAGUCCACCUUCCAGAAACCCGCCCAAGCGCUACGAAGACGAAGACAUGCCUUCACACCGUCCCCUCAACGCCGAGGCAUCCUCUCCCAAACCCAACGCCGCCGAGCCACCACCUCCGCGUCCUCCCCUCUCAACUGUCCCCUCAUAGACCACCACUACGACGCCAUUGUCAUCGGCGCAGGCGGUGCCGGCCUCCGUGCAGCUACAGGCCUCGCCGAGUCCGGACUAAACACAGCCUGCAUCACCAAACUCUUCCCUACCCGCUCCCACACCGUCGCAGCCCAAGGCGGCAUCAACGCCGCCCUAGCCAACAUGACUAAAGACGACUGGCGCUGGCACAUGUACGACACAGUAAAAGGCAGCGACUGGCUCGGGGAUCAAGACGCGAUACAUUAUAUGUGCCGGGAAGCCCCCAAGACGGUGUACGAGUUGGAGAAUUACGGGAUGCCGUUUUCGCGGACAGAGGAUGGGAGGAUUUAUCAGAGGGCUUUGGGGGGACAGAGUUUGGAGUUUGGGAAGGGCGGGCAGGCUUAUAGGUGUUGUGCGGCGGCUGACCGGACGGGGCAUGCUAUGUUGCAUACUUUGUAUGGGCAGAGUUUAAAGCAUGAUACGAAUUUCUUCAUUGAGUACUUUUGCAUUGAUUUGUUGAUGGUCGAUGGUGCUUGUGUGGGUGUGCUGUGUAUGUCUAUGGAGGAUGGCACAUUACAUCGAGUGUUUGCGAAGAAUACUGUUCUUGCCACCGGUGGGUACGGGCGAGCUUACUUUUCGUGUACUUCUGCACAUACCUCGACGGGAGACGGUAAUGCAAUGGUAGCCCGUGCCGGCCUUCCAAACCAGGACUUCGAAUUUGUUCAAUUUCAUCCCUCUGGCAUCUACGGCGCCGGCGUUCUGAUCACAGAAGGUGCUCGCGGCGAAGGUGGAUAUCUGCUCAACUCCGAAGGCGAGCGGUUUAUGGAGCGAUAUGCACCCACCGCCAAGGAUCUCGCAUCUCGAGAUGUAGUAGCACGAAGCAUGAACAUCGAGAUCCGGGAAGGGAGGGGUUGUGGACCGGGAAAGGAUCAUAUUCGGUUGCAAUUGAGUCAUCUACCGAAGGAUCUGAUUUAUGAUCGAUUACCUGGAAUUGCUGAGACGGCGUCGAUUUUUGCGGGAAUCGACAUUACGAAGGAACCGAUUCCGGUGCUGCCGACGGUGCACUAUUGUAUGGGUGGGGCGCCGACCAAUUUCAAGGGUCAGGUACUGAGUGUUGACCCGAUCACUGGAGAGGAGAAGACUGUGGAGGGGCUGUAUGCGGCGGGUGAGGUGGCGAGUGUGAGUGUGCAUGGAGCGAAUCGACUAGGGGCGAAUAGCUUACUGGAUAUUGUCGUUUUUGGUCGAGCUUGUGCGCUGGACAUUGCGGCGAACAAUGAGAAAGGGAUGGAUCAUAAGACUGUGCCGGAGGAUGUCGGGUUCGAGAGUCUGAAGGAGAUGGAUGGCAUUAGGAAUGCUGACGGAGAUAUGCUUGCUGCUCAAUCGCGGACGGAUAUGCAGAAGGUGAUGCAAGCUGAUAUUGCUGUGUUCCGCACCAAAGACAGCUUGACUGCUGGUAACGAAAAAUUGCAGCAGAUACAGAACGAUUUCAAGACGAGGCUAUCGGUCAAGGACAGAAGCAUGAUAUGGAACAGUGAUUUGGUGGAAACACUUGAGCUGAGGAAUCUCCUGACGUGCGCUGCACAGACGGCGAAGAGCGCCGAGGCGAGGUUAGAGAGCAGAGGGAGUCAUGCGCGAGAAGACUUCCCAGAUCGGAACGAUGGGGAGUGGAUGAAGCAUAGUCUGACGUGGCAGAGGCGAGAGGGUGAUGAGGUGAGAGUAGGGUAUCGGAAGGUAACUGGGACGACGCUGGAUGAGAAUGAGUGCAAGGCCGUGCCGCCUGUCAUGAGAAGUUAUUAG